This is a messenger RNA of Rodentolepis nana, 1317 nucleotides long. The record is from the annotation of a GenBank genome assembly. Lineage: Eukaryota; Metazoa; Platyhelminthes; Cestoda; Cyclophyllidea; Hymenolepididae.
AUGGCGAUUAAGCAAGAACUUGAAUCAGAAGAUUUAUCUAGAGUUUCGGACACAAAGGAAAACUUAUCAUCAGCAUUUGUUACCGUUCCAAAACUGCCUCAUUUGCAAGAAAAAGGAGAACGUUCAACAACUGCUCUUGACUUAAGCACCGGAACAUCUCGUAAAAGGCCCUUUUCAGCGGAAAAUAACGAACAUGACGACGCUCCUAAGAGUAAAAUUCCUAAAAAGAAACCAACGGAUCAAGAUUUAGCACUUAAUUAUUUCAUUAAGCAACUAGCAAACGAAUUGCUAGAUCGUAGACUAACCAUUAUACAGCAGCCUAGACAUCGUUUAGCACAGCUAGAAGCAGCAUGUAAACGACAAUUCCCAGCCUUUAACGAUCGGCAAAUUCGUUUGAAGAUUAGAGCUCAGUUAAAACUCUACCGUCGGAAUCUCAAAAAGGCUGAAGAGCGAAAACUGGCGAAACCGAUCUCCUUCAACCCACAGUCAGGACAGUUUGAAAAAGCUUCCUUGCCGAUAGUGGGUCAAAAUCGAAGCUGCUUUCCCGGCAACUCGAAUGCCAUAUCAAUGGCGCAUCGGGCUCUUGCAAAUGAGAGAAAAAGAGAGAUUGUUCCCCUAAAGUCCAUAAAUAAUUUGCAAAAUAUUGGCAUAACUCUCAAUCCGGUUAUAAUGAGCAAACCUUUAACGGAAAAUGCAACGAGUUCAUGUCCAGUAGGAGAGACAAACUCGAAGCCGUUAUUAAUUUCAAGCACUCCGAAUAGGGUGUUACCGAAUUCUCAAUCAGCUUUUGCUAUGCCCAUGCCUGUAAAAAUUCCUCAAACGAAUAGCUCGCCUAGUGAUUUGAAUUCUCUGAAGUCUUUGCUCGAAUCUAUGAAAAUUCCAAAUAUUUCCGAGCCUAACUCCAGUCUUGCUGACUCAGUAAUGCUAAAUAUUAGCGACUUCGGACAUCAGUCAAGUCAGGUUGCAGAAUCGCAACAAUUAAAUCAAUCCUGGCCACCGGCUAUUUCUGAUCCGUCGUGCAUAAUUGCCAAUUGUCUGCGCAUAGCGGCCAAUUUUUUACUUCAAAGUGCCACGCUUUUUGAGCCAAAGAAUCCCACAAUGGUCAGCUCGGAUCAGUCUGGUUUAAACUUGAUUCCGAAUCCCAUUUUGGGAUGCGAUUUGCCUCCUAUGCCACUUCCCCUUGGUUUCCCCAAUAACUCAGUUCCCAAUCUUUCAUCUUCCGUUUGUUCUCUACCCUCACAGAUUUCUUCUAAAGCUACUAUUUCUACUAAUACUACGACCACAACAAAUUCUAAUGGUAAGAAAAGCAUCAGCUAG